AUGGAACAGCCUCCACAAAGAGAACGUUUACCUUCUCGGCUUGAUAUCCUUUCCAAUGGUCAUAAGCUUGAUGUGCGUGCCCACCAAAGGACCUACGAAGGAGCUUACACCCGCUCUGCAAUUGGGUGUUUGUCAUUUUCCAUUCUCAUUAUAAAGCUUUUCUCUAAGGAAUUCUUGCCAAUAGGAACUAUAUACACAGUUUAUGGUUCUCUUCUUUACUUCAUUGGAGUCUACAAAGCUUCUUCGGUCGAUACAUACUAUAAUCCUGACAAGGACAUGGUUAUGUUCAAGACCAGUGGAGACUCUGUACUUCUAUUAUCGGUAAUUAGUCUAGUAAGUUAUGUUGCCUUGCUAGUGCUAAUCUUACGGAUGUGA
Messenger RNA from Scheffersomyces stipitis CBS 6054, 375 nucleotides. RefSeq lists its product as uncharacterized. The record is from RefSeq and is a predicted model, not a curated record. The transcript has a single exon. NCBI's taxonomy places the organism in Eukaryota, Fungi, Ascomycota, Pichiomycetes, Serinales, Debaryomycetaceae. Bases 1 to 375 code for a protein of 124 amino acids.